CUUAAUCAAUUAACUGAAUUACCCUCCCGACAGCAACUGUUCACUCUGGAUCAUAGCGCUACUUGAAGCGCAACCUCCGCGCUUGUCGCCUCUACUCGACUAGCGGACUUGCACCAAGGAAUACUCAAUUCCAAAAGCUUGUUCUUGUCGACCACCCUCCGCGGAGGGACGGUCCUGACGCUCAAAUUCGCCGCGCGAAACAUAACUAUAAUAUACAACUACUCUUAUCUCCCUGCAUAUAGUCUAACUCCGAUUUUCCAAACGACGUACAUAGACGAACCGAACUAUCAUCAUCAGAAAUGUCCUCCCACUACAAUACUGAGCCGCCACCAACGGCGUCCGCGACGCUGCACACGACCGUCGGACCGCUCCACAUCUCCCUCUUCGCGAAACAGACCCCUCUCGCAUGCAAAAACUUCCUCCAACACUGCCUGGACGGCUACUACGUGGGCACGAUUUUCCACCGCGUAGUACCCAAUUUCGUCAUCCAGGGCGGAGACCCCACGGGGACAGGAUCCGGGGGUACGUCCAUCUACGAAGAGCCGGAAUUCGAAUACGAUCCGGAAGGACGAGAUCCGAACGAGAAGGUCGUGUUCAAGGAUGAAUUCCACAGUCGGUUACGCUUCAACCGGCGUGGUCUGCUGGGUAUGGCCAAGGGCGAGGAUGGUUCUUACGGGAGCCAGUUCUUCAUCACGUUAGCGAACACGGAGCGUGAGAUGAACAACACCUGUACGCUCUUCGGGCGCAUUGAAGGCGACAGCAUCUACAAUGUGGUGAAGAUCGCGGAUGCGGAAUUAGUGGAGGGGACAGAACGGCCGGUCUACGGAAUAAGAAUUACUGGAAGCGAGGUGAACGACCUCGGGCCGUUUGAGGGCAAGCUCAGAAAAAGAGACAAGGUCGCCGUGGCCGAGAAGAAAGAGGAGGAAAGGCCGGUGGUUAAGAAAAAGAAGAAGGCCAAGGGUGGAAAGACGCUGUUGAGUUUCGGCGGAGAUGAGGCGGAGGAUGAGGACAUGCCUGCGGUGCCUGCGAAGCCGAAAUUCAAUACGAAGCUCGUCUCCGACGGGGGCGUGCUGGAGAAGGAACCUAAAACGAAGGCCAAGAAGGAAGAGGAGAAGGAAACGACAGAUGCAGUGAAGGCAGAGCCAGAACCACGGCCGCGGAAACGACAACGAUCAAAAUCACCGUCCCGUAGUCCAGAGGAUCGCAGACACCGUCCAAAGACACCCGAUCCUAAUCUGCAAUUACCAUUGCCUAAUCCAGAGGAGCCUUCUCGAUCCCCGCCUAGGUCACCCACUCCGCCACUGCGAAAAUCUGCGCUCGAAAAAGCCAAUGAGGAGAUCGCCUCUCUGAAGGCGUCCAUGAAACGAAACAUCGCUACCGCCCCUGUCGAAACAGGGAGAAAGAAAUCCGCGCUGGAAGAGAUGAUCCCAGAGACGUCGAUCCGCGGUCGCAGACGUCCACCUCCAGGCAGCGCCAGCGGCGUGGGCAAGGGGAGCAGCACGAAUGGCUUGACGGGCUUCAGCAGCCCCGCUGAAGCAGAGGCUCUCAAGCUCUUCAACGCCUUCAAGGCACGUCUCGAAAGCGCUGACGCCCACACUCAUCACAACGAAACGCACAAAGGGAGAAAAUCCAGUACUGCAGAGCGGCAAAAUGACGCAGGCGAAGAGGACGAAGAAGCUCAACUCUGCGAUUUACAUUUCAUCGCAAACUGCCAGUCCUGCAAGGCAUGGGACGAUCCGGAGGCAGAAGCCAAAGAAGCCGCUGACGACGAUGACGAUCACAGCUGGAUGACACACGAACUGCGCUUUGGCAAGGACAAGUUCGGAAAGGACCUUAACUGGAAGAAACAGCAUGAGGAAGCGGACUCGUUAGUAGUGAUUGAUCCGCGACAAAGAGAGAAAGAAAUCGUCGGCGAGCGGCGAAAAGGCAGAGUCAGCGCGCGGGAUCAAGAGCGAGAAUUGAAGCGGGGUCGGACGGGAGAUCUAGAAUGGGAUCGCGAGCGGAGGCGGUGAUAGGAUAUAACUAGCAGCUAGGAUCUCAAUCUACAUAAUAUAAUAUACAUACCGGCGGAGCGGAGCGGAACCACAUUCCCCGCCUACUGGACGAACAAAAAGAGUAAAGCAACGUAUGUAUAUAUCUGUAGCCACCAAUAGUCUCUACUUUGAUUAGUAUGCAG
This is a messenger RNA of Paecilomyces variotii, 2176 nucleotides long. Its product is annotated as putative peptidyl-prolyl cis-trans isomerase. The transcript has a single exon. Gene Ontology annotation, biological process: protein folding; protein peptidyl-prolyl isomerization. Gene Ontology annotation, molecular function: peptidyl-prolyl cis-trans isomerase activity. Bases 300 to 2012 code for a protein of 570 amino acids. The record is from RefSeq and is a predicted model, not a curated record. Lineage: Eukaryota; Fungi; Ascomycota; Eurotiomycetes; Eurotiales; Thermoascaceae. Gene Ontology annotation, cellular component: catalytic step 2 spliceosome.